Molecule: messenger RNA, 869 nt
Organism: Tigriopus californicus
Lineage: Eukaryota; Metazoa; Arthropoda; Copepoda; Harpacticoida; Harpacticidae
Product: coiled-coil domain-containing protein 25-like
Exons: 5
Coding region: 191-817 (208 amino acids)
Source: RefSeq, a predicted model, not a curated record
UGAGUGAGAACUGAGGCCUACAGCGCCUACAGUCACCGGAAAGCAAGGAUCCGGAAAGUAACAUCAAAUGCCCUUUGAGUGGAUUGGUCGAUUGAUUGACUGACCGUGGCGAGAUCUGGCGAAGAAGGUGGAUUGAAACAGACUUGAGAAGACAUUGGUUGAACAUCAUCAUUUUGAUCAUAACCUCAACAUGGUAUUUUACUUCAAAUCGACGGUCGUAAAUCCGCCGGUGACUCUUUUCAUGGGAUUAGACAAGUACGAGAAUGAGCAUUUAAUCAAGUGGGGAUGGCCCGAAGAUGUAUGGUUUCAUGUUGAUAAACUCUCCUCGGCUCAUGUUUAUCUCCGGCUCAAUGAGGGCCAGACUUUGGACGAUGUGCCCAUGGCGGUAAUCGAAGAUGCUGCUCAGCUCGUGAAAGCGAAUAGUAUUGAAGGCAACAAAAUGAACGAUAUUGAUGUGGUUUAUACGUUGUGGGAGAAUCUCCAUAAAACUGACUCAAUGGAUGUUGGGCAAGUUGGUUUCCAUCGGCAAAAAGAAGUCCGAAAAAUUCGAGUAUCCAAACGUUGUAAUGAUAUAGUCAAUCGUCUGAAGAAGACCAAGGAAGAAAAAGUGGUUAAUUUCCAAGAACAGCGUGACCUGCGAGACCGACGAGAACGAGAAGACAAGAAAAGGAUCUUUAAGUUGGCCGAAGAGAACCGCAAAGAAGAGGAGAAAAAGCGGAAAGAAGAUGCUGAACUAAGGAGCUACACCACGCUGAUGAAAGAGGACACCAUGAAAUCCAAUAAGGACGGAGGUGAAGAUUCAGAUGAUUUUAUGUGAUCAUACCACACUUACUGAAAAGUUCAAUAAAACCGGUUUGUGAUGAUUGAUA